CAGAGGGACUAACAGUCCAGUGUGGACAGGUGGAGCAUUCUCACUAUAAACAAACCAGAUGUACCUGCCUUUAUCUGGGUCCCUCUCUCUGUAUUUCUGCCUAUCACAUAUUUGUCUGUUUAUUUAGUAGUAAUGCACAUUAACAAACAUCCCUGUAAAUGCAACAAAGUCAGCCAGAGGUCUAUUUUAAAUAGCAGAGCAGAAAUGAUCAGUGGAUUAAUGAAUUCAUUGAUUGACACACAAUUAACUGUUUGUGUCUUUGAUGAAGAAAAAUGUUGCAGCCUUCAAAAGAGAGAAUGUCCUGCUUUUCUCUGUUUGUUAAUUGAAUACCUUUAGGUUUCGGAUGGUUGUUCAGGCAAAAUAAACAAUUUGAAGACAUCACCUUGCCUAUUUCCUGACUAGACAAUUAAUCACCUACUCCAAAAACAAUAAUUGACAGAUUAAUCAGUGAAUAAAAUAAUUGUUAUUUGCAACCUAAUCUGCAAGUACUUGGACAGAUGUUACAUAGUCACCUUAAAACGAAUACAUAGCUGAACAGUGAAUUAAAUAUGUGUUUAAACAUGGAGCAAUAAUAAAAUAUAUUAAUGUUAAAGAUAACAUGUACUAUACACAAUAGGACCACACUAUGCUACAUUAUGAGGUGCUCAUUACGACCAGAAGCAGAAGCAUAUAAUACAUGCAGGUCAAUAAAAAAGAACAUGCAGCCAACUAUUUAUCACACAAAGAAAACAUACAUUUUACAAGCUAUGCAGCUUUUACUUGUGUGUGUUCAUGUUCAGACAGGGACACUGUUUGGCAUUCAUUGUAAUUCCUGUAUUGUUUUCAAGUGUUGAAUAAAGUAAAUAAAGUCUGGAGUCUAAUAGACUCAAUUCUGCUUUUCUAGUCCUCUGUUGUCCUGAUAUGAGGAAACAGCGCCCCCCACGGGCAGACAGCGGGACGGUAAAACUGUUGUAUUUCACUCAGUUCACUGCUUUUUGAUUGGAUUGGUUUGCUCUCUGUAAUUAUUGGGCAGAAUCAAAUUCAAAUUUCAUAUUUUAUUUUUUACAAGUCACCAGCCUACAUUUAUACAAUUUAUAUUAUUUACGUCUUCUUCUUUGCCUUUUAUGGUAAAAAUAGACAUUUUUAGGCAUGUGUAACCCAUAAGUUCCAAAGGCAUUCAUUCGGGUACCGUUCUAUAUAUUUAUCUUCCAAUGGCUUAAUCUUAAUAAUUUUGCACAAAUGUGCGGUUAUGUGCUGCUCAAUUUUGAUUUCCUUUAAUUCAGGAAAGAUUCCUGUACAAUAGCUGCCAUCUCUUCCCUCUGAUGGUACCCGAGAGAGAGAGACAGAGCGAUAGAGAGAGAGAGAGAGAGAGAGAGAGAGAGAGAGAGAGAGAGAGAGAGAGAGAGAGAGAGAGAGAGAGAGAGAGAGGUUAGGAGCUCCAGAUGGUGUUUAAACGCAGACAGAAGGCUACAGCGAGGACAGAGAGAGAGAGGAGGAGGAGGAGAGAGCCGCGGUUACUGCGUACAGUGGGCCCGCCAGCUCCACUCAUCAGUGAAGACAAAACAAGUCUGAAAACCCCAAAUUGUGAGUCCACGGGGGAAAAAAACUUAAAAACACGCUCUGCCGAUUGUGAUUUUCAUUGGGAGAAGUGAAUAUUUUAUAACAGCAUUUGAAGACAGCUCGGCGGAGGAUCGGCGCGUCGGAGGAGGACAAGGACCAUAUACAGAGAAACGUGCUUGUAGAGUAGCCUGUCCACAGGCUGUAAAGAAACUGUGGGUUUUUUGGGGUUUUUUUUUGGUUUUUUUCUGUUUUUUUUUUUUUUCUUUAAAGGAGACGGAUUUAUCUCGUCGGAUGUGUCAGGACUUGUUCCUGACACACGGACUGUGGCUAAACUGUGAACUAAAGAAGAGGGUUUUAAAGUUGUCACAGGGGGAAUAAAAGACGCACCCUGCAGACAAGAGGAGCCGCAUCUUUAUCAUUUGCGUUUUUAGCCUACAUGGGAGACGGGAGGAUUUGUGCACUUAUAGUAACAAAAUAUAAACCGGUUAACAGUGUUUCCCUCUUCAAUACGAACAGAAAGGACGUUUUUUUGCAGCUGAAACUGCGUCUAUUUUCUUUUAUUUCUUCUGUCUGGUGGUUAAAAUGAGCAAGAGAGCGGAUUUACUUGACCGGAACAAGUUGUGAUUUUUUUUUCACAUCACCGUCAACGACAGAAGCUGUUUGCUUUAAAAACAAACAAACUGCAAAACCAAAGACAUCAAUGUGCUUAAGGACCCAAGAGCCCUGGCUUUGAUUUGAUUUCUUUCUCUGAUGAUAUAACUGAGAAGAGAAAUACCUCAUAAUUUAUUAAACCUGGAAAGUCAAGACCCCUUUUGAACUUCCAAAGGAAAGUAAAACAAUUUCUUUUGUGACUGUGGCUUCUGCCUCUUCUUCCUUUCGAUAUUUCAAAAAAACAAAACAAAAAGGGGAAUAACACCUGAAUAGUUUUCCCAUACUAUUUAGCAAAGGCUUUAUCCCUCCUUUUCCCAAAUAAUGAGGAUUGAGACGAUAUAAAACCUGUUUGAGAAACUAUUUGGUGUGGAUUAUCAGCGCUACAAUUACCUCAGCUUGACCUCGACCUUCACAAAGUAGCAGAGUGCAGAAGGUUGGAACAAUGCCAGAUUCACCUGCGGAUGUGAAAACCCAGCCCAGGUCCACCCCACCCACCAUGCCUCCACCACCCCCGGCUGUCAGCCAAGCAACCAAUCGCAGCGCUUCAUUCACCCCCACCACCAGUAAAUCAAUGCUGAAUGGGAGCAGCCACUCUCCUACAUCGCUGAACGGUGCUCCAUCCACUCCUAACGGCUUCAGUAACGGGCCCGCCAUGUCUUCAACGGCCUCACUGUCCAACCAGCAGCUCCCGCCGGCUUGUGGUGCCCGGCAGCUCUGCAAGCUGAAACGCUUCCUGACCACGCUGCAGCAGUUUGGCAACGACAUAUCGCCUGAGAUUGGAGAGAGAGUGCGCAGCCUUGUGUUGGGGCUUGUGAACUCCACCCUCACUAUUGAAGAGUUUCACUCCAAACUGCACGAGGCCACCAACUUCCCUCUGAGGCCGUUCGUCAUUCCCUUCCUGAAGGCAAACCUGCCUCUGCUGCAGAGAGAGUUGCUCCACUGUGCCAGGUUGGCCAAGCAGACUCCAGCUCAGUAUCUGGCCCAACACGAGCAGCUUCUCCUGGACGCCAAUGCCAGCUCACCCCUCGACUCCUCAGAGAUUAUGCUGGAGAUGAAUGAGCACGGCAAGCGAAGGACCCCUGACAGGACCAAAGACAGCUCAGAGAGAGAAGGGUUGCACCCAGAGCACCUAGCUAAGAGGCCCUGCACCAUCAGCCCUAGCCAACGCUUCAGCCCCAGCACGGGUCUUCCUGCUCACCCACCUCCUAAUGGCCUCCCCACACACCCUCCCAACGGCCUGCCCCACCCACCCAACCCCCAAGUGGGACCCCAGCACUAUCGCUUAGAAGACAUGGCAAUGGCGCACCAAUAUAGAGAUGCUUACAGACAUAAUGAACACCGUGACGCCCGAGACAGGCACCGGCAGACAGCAGUGCACGGAGCUCGCCAAGAGGAGGUGAUCGACCACCGUCUUACAGAUCGAGAGUGGGCAGAGGAAUGGAAGCACCUCGAUAAUCUCCUGAACUGCAUCAUGGACAUGGUGGAGAAGACGCGCCGCUCUCUGACGGUGCUGCGCCGCUGCCAGGAGGCCGACCGGGAGGAGAUGAAUCACUGGAUUCGGCGUUACAGUGACGUGGAGGAGAUGAAAAAAGGUGGGAGCAACGGACAGCACUGCCUUCCUCCUCCUCUUCCUCCUCCUACUCCUCACCACAACUCCUCCUCCAACACAGCUAGCAGCAGCGAGUCACUGCCCAUAGGAACUUCCUCGGCUGCUGAAAGGCAGACAGGCAGACAGACAGAGAUCCACCGAGACUUCUUACACAGGCCUCCCUCAGGAUACCUGCCAGAAGAGAUCUGGAGGAAAGCUGGUACUACAAGUAUCCCGCUCUCCCCAGCACUAAAGCACCUCCAAAACAAGCAGGAGGAGGCUGUGAAUGAGGUGAAGCGACAGGCGAUGUCAGAGCUGCAGAAAGCGGUGUCGGACGCCGAAAGGAAGGCUCAUGAGAUGAUUUCAGCUGAACGUUCUAAAAUGGAGAGGGCGCUGGCCGAGGCCAAGAGGCAAGCCUCUGAGGACGCACUAACAGUCAUCAACCAACAGGAGGACUCCAGUGAAAGCUGCUGGAACUGCGGGAGGAAAGCCAGUGAGACGUGCAGCGGCUGCAACACGGCUCGCUACUGCGGCUCCUUCUGCCAACACAAAGACUGGGAGAAGCACCACCAUGUCUGUGGUCAAGGCCUGCAGGGGCUGCCAGGGGGCAGCAGUGUCCCUUUAGGCACCCCCUCCUCCUCCUCCAGCUCCUCAGCAUCAUCCAGCGCGCCCCCCACCCACUCGGAGAGCACUCCUCCAGGACCCCUGUCCCUGGCAGUCCAGAGCAGUAUUGCGGGAGGGGCUGGCAACGGCAGUGGAAGUGUCUCUGCCAGCCCCAAAGAGAGCAGUUCCAGCAGUGCCUCUCGCUCCACAACUCCAGCUACCCCCGCCCUCCUGGAUGGCACCUCUCGCUGACGUCUGACCCUUGUCCCUCCCGUGAAUACUGAUGCGACAGUGCCCACACUCCACACAAAACCAAACUGAGGAAUCUUCAUCGCACAUUGCUCCCUUUCCUCCUCCUCAACUUCUGCCCUUAUUUCCCUCUUAUCCUAAGCUCCUCUGAAAAUCGUCUCACUACCUGAUGACAGACUCAACUUGUCACCUUCCCCUAAAAAUGGCUUUUUCUUUGUCUCUUUCACAACCACAUACAAAGAUUCCAGGCUGGGGUUCAGUGUAGUGUAAAGCAUGAAUAAGUGCAGUGUCUCCUAUCUCUGUAACAGAAACAUAUCAGACGUGUUUGCUGAGAACAUGAGCUUUGAUGCAAUGUAAGCGUGGUAAACGGUGUCCACGUAAGGACACGAGACAAGGGCUGUAGCAAGGCAACAUCGAUGGGGGGAUGACUCGGCCGAUAAGCACUUGGGUAGGAUUUCCCUUUAAUUAAGUACCAAUGAGAGAACAGCACCCAGCCCUGACAUGUGCACUACUAGUCCAAACAGUUGACUGAUGUGGCACUUUUUCUACAGUGUCCUAAUGGAGACAGGCAAGGAGCAUAAUACCUUUUUUCAAAUGGAUGACGGAAGGGGAAAAACCUGUGAUGCGAUUAAUUCCUCAGAAACACAGCUUAGUAUUUAUUAAAAGUUUCUUUCUGGCUUUAAGGGAAAAUAAAGAAAAUCCAAAUAUUCUAAAUAAAGAAUAAUAGUGAUGAUGAUGCUGAUGAUGAGAUGAUGAUGAUAACAAUAAUGAUAUGAGAAUAAAUUAAUUUUAAACUGCUAACUACCUUGCUAGCGAGCCAAGAAAAUCUACACCGGACUCACCUCUCUGCACCAUUGUGAACCCAAAUGAAUUCAAAGAUGAAAAAUAACAUGAUCCAAACCUUUGUAUUACACUGCCAAAGUGAGUAAGUAAGCGAUAAGGAGAAGCACUCAUCUUAUAACCAAACGCAAAGCAACAUCACCUCCUCAGCAGAUAAGCCAGCCCUGAGAGGACCAGGCUGCAGAGAAGCUGCAGAACGGGACCCAGAGAUAGUCAGACAUAAAAACAACAAAAAAAAAACAACACAAACAACAAAAAAACAACAAAAAAAAAAAAAAAAAAACUGUGACCUGCUUUGAUCUGCAGCUGCCUCCUGCAGUCUCGACAAAACUACAGCGAUUCCUCAGUGAAGGCCCAGACUAGUGAAUAUGGACAAUGCUGUGAACUUGCUUACCAGAAAGACUUAAUGAAAUGGAUAGAAACCCUGCCACAGUGUGAUUUUUGUGAAAGGUAACAGAGAGGGAAAAAAAGGAAAGGAAAGGAAAAGCUACACGGCCUCAGAGGAGAUGAAGAGACAUACAUGGCAACGGAGCUGCCAAAAACCUCAAAACUAGCUUGAAAACAUUUUCCAAGAAAGCACCGCAUACUACGUAGAUGUAUGGGAAGAUUGUUUUUAAGUGGUUUUUUUUUUUUUUUUUUUUUAAAAAAGCUCCACAAUGAGGAGAUAUUUCAAGGAAUUGCUGUUACCUUUACAUUCACUCCCUCCUUUUCCAAAGCAUGAUUAACAGAUGAAAGAGCCUAGUAAAGGGUGGUGUAGACUUGAUUAUCCUCUCUCUUUCUACCUCCCCUCGCCCCACACCUCCCUUCUACGCCCCCCCCCCCCGACUACUUGACUCAAGUUUGCGCCUAUAACCACAACCUGCUUUGAACAGAGCCUCAGAGCAGUCACAUGGGAAGGGUUCGAACCUGCUUGUAGAUAUUGUUCCUCUUUUUCAUUUUUCAAUAAUGUCUCUUGUCGCUGAUGUCCACAUGUGCUGCCCUUGUGUGUAUCCAAAAAGAUGGACUUUGUUUUUGGUUCUGUUACCUUUCAUUUUCCUCCUUUGAGUUUGGGCUGAGCAGUGAAGUCAGAGCAAGGACACUCGUUUCAUGAGAGGAAGUCCCACAUUGUACUUAUUGUUUGAUUUUCUUGUAUCUAUAUUAAUGAGAUGAAACCCCUCUUGUAGAAUAUUUUGUAUUGCUCGCAUUGUAAGACAGUGAGAGGACGGAGGUGCAAUAUGAAGAGAAUUCAGCUACUGAAUGGAACCUCAGCAACUGCCCAUAGGGUGUCAUAUAAUAUAGAUACAUAUAAAUAUAUUUAAAGUAACAUCGGUAACUUAAUGUGAAUGUACAUAGUAUUUAAAGAGGUCCAAAAAUGUGUUUGCCAAAUAACAGAAACCUUUAAAGUUUAAUGUCCAGAAUAUGAUUUUCUCACAGUACAUUUCUUUCUUGAAUUUAUCGAUUCCUCUUUUUUUUUUCUCACAAGCGAAACACUUUCAAUUUUCACUAAAAUCAAAGUGUCACGUGACCCUGAGUGGAGGAGACUGUUGGUAACAGAGGUAAAGUGGCUCCAUAAAAGGGAUGAAAACAGAUUAAGGGUGGAUGGACAAGACAAGACAAGACUUCCUCAUUUUCUUUCUGAUUAGGCCUUAAUUUAAUAUUUCAAAAGAAUCACCCACAUUGUAUUACAUUAAGAAGAACCUCUGACAAAUAAUAAGAUGUUUAUGUUCCACUAAAAUGUUAUUGAUUUGUAUGGAAUGGCACUAUUGAGGCGAAUUCUUGUUGAUGCCAUGUGCGUCAUCCACCCCAGGUCAGUUUACAUCCCGCAGGAGGGGACUCAACAGUGUGUGUCUUGGCGUGCUAUUGAUUAAAAAGCCCCAAUAUAGUCAGUACUUUAAAAAAAAAAAAAGGGAUAAUGGUGUUGUCUCAGUUUUAAAUUUAGUUCAUUCACACCAAGGAACUGUCAAACUUGAUAUAACAUGUCAAGUGUUGUGUUUCUCACCAUCCUUUUGGCUCAAGUGCCACUGUAGUGACCCUCUCUCUUGGUCCUCAUCAACCCGUGUGUGUGUGUGUGCGUGUGUGUGUGGUUAGGAGUGUUUGUUUCCCCCAAGGUGCAGGACAAGCCAUUACUGUAGGGUUAAGUGAUAUGCCAGUGUUAAGCUACAGUAAACUUCAAAGUUAAUUUUGACACACAAUCUUUGAAAUGUUGCUGUCUUUUUUUUUUUACUGAUUAUUUUUUAUUCGUAAAGAUGCAAUGUGAGCAUAAGCUUGAGAUCUGGGUCCAGACCAAGAGAGAUGCAUCACCUCUUUAGGUUUAUGUUUUUUUUGUUUGUUUUUUUUCAGCCCUUCCCACAUGCUCCAGCAAUAUGAUCGCCCCUUGUAAACACAUGUAUGUUAAACAGUGUCAAGGCCUUUAAAAAAAUUGUGUGAGCAUAGCUGCUCAAACAAAUUUAAUAUUGAUCAUUGUAAACCCUGCGUGGUUGGCCUCAUACACACUUGGACCAAACUUGAAAAAAAAAAAAAAAAAAAGUAGGUAACUUGCUUUCUGCAGUGAUUGGAAUUUUUUUUUUGGACUAUCUGAGACAUAUAAUUCAAAUGGGAUAAGCUACAAGGUACCCCUGCAUCUGUGUGUAGCAUUUAUGCAUUUGUGUUAUGCUUACCGUAAUUUGGUGUUGACCUCAGCCUUUUUGUGUCACCCCCCCCCCGCCCCCUCCACCCCGCCCACCCCCCCAUGUCGAAUUCCUCCACUACUACCACAGACCGCUCUUCACGACCCCCUCUCACACAAGCUACCUCCUGUGACCAUACAGCUAACCACCAGGAGAGGUUGACCUGGACUUUGAAAAGCUGGGCUGACAGCAGACAUGGAAAUGCACAUCCAAAAGCGAUCAUAUGAAUCUGUUUGAAAUUGAUUAAAAAAAAAAAACAAUUUUAAAAGCGUUGAAAGGAAUUGCCAUUACUUGUGAUGCGUAAGAAUAUUUAUCACCUUUUUGAUGACAUCCCACUAUCCAAACUGAUACUGCUUGAAUUUAGUAAUACAUUACUAUUACUGUAACGACCCGCAUAUUACCAAACUGACACACAGAAUCAACCAUGACAUGCCAUUUGUUGUCCAAAACCAAUAAAAGCACAGACCAAAGUACUCCUGCUUUGCCAUAGUAGGCUUUGACACAGUGUGUAUUGACAGACCAGAAAUACGGUUCGACCUCCACUACAGCACUUAACCAAAGUGUCUGAAAUACACACACUCAGAGCACAAGAGUGAAGAGCGCGCUCAAUGAACCGGCUGAGUUUGAAAUGUGUAGAAUUCCUAUUCAAGCAAUCAAAGCGCUUGUUGUCUACAUAUUGAAUAGUGCUUCUGUAAAAGAAUAGAGGCAUCUCCCUCGGGAAAGCCUACUGAUUGCGUGUUCUUACAGUUACAAAGCCUUGCAGAGAUAAAAUGAAUGAAUGGUGGAUGUGUGUGUUUGUGUGUGAAUCGUGGUGUGUGUAUGUGUGUGUGUGUGUGUGUGUGUAUGUGUAUGUUUUUGUAAAAAAAAAAAAAAAAAAAAAAAACCUUUUUCUUUGUGUCUCUGUACGAACUACUUGAAACCUUCAGAGCUUUAAUGAAACAUCCCAGACAGACUAUAGUGGAAGAUCGAUUCACAAUAUGUAGCAACAGCUUUGUGCAGUAAAAUACCGUGUUUGCGUAUAAUAUCCACAUCUAAACAUUUUAAUGACAGUUCCAUUCAGCUCUUACAUGCUUUGUAUGUGCGUCCUUGUCUGCAAGUAAGCCCUCAGAUAAACUAAACAAAGCCAAACCCAACAGACCACUUCUAAAUGACCAAAAUACAACCAAAAGCUACAACUUUCUUCUUUAGAUUUCACUUUGGUUAAGGUUUUUGUCUUAUAUUCCAGCAUCAGAGAUGGUUCCAUUGGACAGGAUACAAGAGAACAAAUCCAUGUGCUGUUCAGCUGGGUGUAAGCUUCAUUAAGUCAUGAAACAAAUGAGAUUUGUGCCGAGGUGUCAUAUACUUUUCUCUGUGAAGAUAUUAUAGAUGGCAAACGCAUAAGGGCUCUGCUGUUGUUACCAUCCAAGGGUCUCCGAACACUUUACAUCAACCACUUUUCUAUUUGUUUAACUAUGUACAUGAUAUGGGCAAAACGCAUGUUUAGAAAAGACAAAUAUUAGCAGGUUGGCAUUUGUCUCUCCCUACCCGAACCAGUAACUCUACCAAUGACGUUUCAAGGCUCAUCUGGUGUGAAGGUGACACGUCCUUCCUGUGAAACAGGCACUGAUGAAUAGCUACAAUAGAAAGCUAAAGUGGCAAACAAAAGCCAUGGCUCAGGAUGGUCUUGUUUUUACCUUUACAUAAACUGAAAAAAAGGUUUAUGGUUUUAUAUGUGUAGGGAAGCAUUCUAUACUGUAUUGUGCAAUACAUUAUUACAGAAAAAACAUGUUUCUGUAGGAAAGGUUGGCGCUUUGAAGAUCUUUCUCCUUUUGUUUUAUUUCCCUCUUCAAAAAGUCCUGUUGCCGUUUUUAGAUGAAGUAAACUGUGCCAGAAGAAUUAAAUUCUGAUUUGUAUUUAUUUCUUGCAUGCUUUCCUCCCUGUUGCUAAUACCGCUCUUUAACUGUUCGCUCUGUUGGAUGUGUGAAGCUGUAAAACAUUCUAAUUCAGGUUAUUGUCUGUGUUGAACAAUGUAACUGUGUAAUUAAAACAUAAAAUUAAGUAUUCA
Messenger RNA from Seriola aureovittata, 10159 nucleotides. It is a transcript of the gene cbfa2t3, whose product is annotated as CBFA2/RUNX1 partner transcriptional co-repressor 3. The record is from RefSeq and is a predicted model, not a curated record. Bases 2633 to 4633 code for a protein of 666 amino acids. The transcript is spliced from 12 exons. Gene Ontology annotation, cellular component: nucleus. Gene Ontology annotation, biological process: negative regulation of DNA-templated transcription; DNA-templated transcription. Lineage: Eukaryota; Metazoa; Chordata; Actinopteri; Carangiformes; Carangidae. Gene Ontology annotation, molecular function: transcription corepressor activity.